GAGGGGAGCAACUUCCAAGCGCGAGCAAGCCGCCUCGAGUGCAGCGCGCACCGGAGAGCAGCCGAAGCGCGGGAUGUGAGACGAAGCUGACCCGGGGGGGGAGACGCAACUCGCCGAACAAAACCGGGGGCUCCGUGUCGCUCUUUUGCCACCUUCCUCGCUCCAAGGAAGACCCCCCCCCGCCGGCGGCUAACAACCCCACCGACUUCUUUAUGCUCUCGCGGCUUCGCCCCCUCCCCGGCGUUGGGUGACUUCCCCCCCUCUUUCCUCCGGGCGCAGAAGCUCCUCCGAUCGCCGAGGCGAGGCGGCCGUCCAACAUGCCCGAACAGCUCAGCGUCUCGGAGUUCGUGGCCGUGACUUCGGAGGACCUCAGCUCGCCGCUGGCGUCCGGCUUCGCCGCCAAGAUGCAGAAGUGCCGGGGCGCGGUGGGGGCGCUGGAAGAGAGUCUGGAUGGAGACCAAGCCAUUCUUCAGCGGAUCAGGAAAUACGUGAAGGCGAUUCAUGUUUCUGGGCUCACACAUGUGGAGAAUGAGGAUCAAUACAGCGAAACUCUGGAGAACUUUGGCAAUAAUCAUCUUUCUCAGAACAACCAUGAACUUUCCACCGGAUUCCUCAACUUGGCUGUUUUCACCAGGGAAGUGACAGCCCUUUUCAAAAACCUGGUGCAGAAUCUGAACAAUAUCGUCUCCUUCCCACUGGACAAUCUGUUGAAAGGGCAGUUGAAGGACACCCGGCUGGAUUCCAAGAAGCAAAUUGAAAAGGCCUGGAAGGAUUAUGAGACCAAAAUUGCAAAGCUGGAAAAGGAGAAGGAGCGAGCCAAGAUAUCUGGAGUCAUCCAGACUGAACCAAUGGCCCCCGAAAUCACUGAGGACCUGCAGAAGGAACGCCGCACUUUCCAGCUGCAGAUGUGUGAGUAUCUUCUGAAAGCCAACGAGUGCCAAAUGAAGCAAGGGCCAGAUUUUCUGCAGAGCCUCAUCAAGUUUUAUCAUGCACAACAUAAUUUCUUCCAAGAUGGCUGGAAGGCAUCUCAGAACCUCUACCCAUUCAUCGAAAAGCUAGCCGUCUCCUUACAUGCACUUCGCCAGGCUAAGGAAGAGGAGGUGAAGCAGCUCACUCGGAUCCGUGAUUCCCUCCGAAGCAUCCUGCAGCUGGAAAACAAAGGGGAGAACCUCAACAGAAAGAACUCUGGCAGUGGGUAUAGCAUCCAUCAGCAUCAAGGCAAUAAGCAGUAUGGGACUGAGAAGUCUGGCUUUUUGUAUAAGAAAAGUGAUGGGAUUCGGAAGGUGUGGCAGAAGAGGAAGUGUGGGGUGAAAUACGGAUGUCUCACCAUUUCUCACAGCACAAUAAACCGUCCUCCUGUAAAGUUAAACCUAUUGACUUGCCAAGUGAGGCCUCAUCCAGAGGAUAAAAAGUCCUUUGAUCUUGUGACACACAAUAGAACAUACCACUUCCAAGCAGAAGAUGAGCAAGACUGUGUAGUGUGGGUGUCAGUGCUGCAGAACAGUAAGGAUGAGGCACUUAGCAAUGCUUUCAAGGGGGACCCAGGAGGCUGCGUGUCUUCAGCUGGAUUGCAAGAACUCACCAAGCUUAUCAUUGACGAAGUGAAAAACAUGCCAGGAAAUAGACGGUGCUGUGACUGUGGAGCCCCAGAUCCCACAUGGCUCUCCACCAACCUUGGCAUCUUGACAUGUAUCGAGUGCUCAGGGAUUCACCGUGAGUUAGGGGUGCACUAUUCCCGCAUCCAGUCGUUGACUCUAGAUGUGCUCAGCACAUCGGAAUUGUUGCUGGCUGUCAGCAUUGGAAAUGCCAAGUUUAAUGAAGUCAUGGAAGCUACCUUGCCAGCCCAGAACAGCCCCAAACCCUCCUCGAGCAGCGAUAUUUUUCCUCUUCCCAAAUGCAGGAAUACCAGGAAGGAAUUCAUCAUGGCAAAGUAUAUGGAGCGCAAGUAUGUUCACAAAUCUACCAAGGAAGAGCCUUACCGGCUCUGGGAAGCGAUCAGAAGCAGGGAUCUCUUGGCGCUGCUCCAGGCUUUUGCUGAAGGCCAUGAUCUGUCCAAACCUCUAGUGAGCCCUGAUGGUCAGGAACAAGGUGAACAGGCCUUGCAUUGGGCUGUACGCUACGCCAACAAAACUUCGCUUCCGUUGGUGGAUUUCAUCAUUCAGAAUGGGGGAAAUCUGGACCGACCCACUGCAGAUGGGAACACAGCUUUACACUAUGGAGUCCAGUAUAAUCAGCCCAAUUGCAUCAAGUUGUUGCUGAAAGGGAAAGCUUCUACAAAUGCAGUAAAUGCAACUGGUGAAACACCUCUGGAUAUGGCAAGAAGAUUCAAGCAUGCUGAAUGCAAAGACUUGCUGGAGCAGGCCCAGGCAGGGAGGUCAGCUAUGCAGAUGCAUGUGGACUACGACUGGGAAACUUCUCAGGAGUUCUCUUAUGACAGUGAAGAUGAGCUGGAUGAAAAGGUGAGCCCACUGCAGCGAUCUUUUGGGUCCUCACCAUCUCCAACCACUGGCCAGCCCACUCUUUUCCCUUCAAAUCGGUGGGGCUGCUCUGGCAUGGAUAUCAGCAACAAGACCUACGAGACCGUUGUGAUCCCUUCACAGUCUGGUCAGCGAAGCUCAACCAGUGAGGAGACCCCCCCACCACUGCCACUCAAAAAGCCUCCCAAAGGGAGUAGCAAACCAAAACCAGAUGCCUCUGAAUCACUGCCCCAUUCACCAGAUAGCCCCGACAUUUGGAACUCAUCCAUUCCCAGCAUCCCCAGUGUGAUGGAGGGUGGCCCAGUCAGGCAGCUGCCCACCUUCCGUAACUCUAUGGAAGUCAAAGGUACAGCCUACUGGGAAACGUGUUCUGAAGUCGAGGGUGCAUCCCAUCGGCGAAGAUCAGAGCCUUACCAGAUGACAGCCCUGCAGCCUUCCCCUGGAACUUCUCCUGAACCAGGACAGACUCCCCCAGUCAGGUUCAGCUCAGAGAGCACCAGGUCCUAUCGACGGAUCAGUAGCAGCUCGAUGGGUAAAUUUUCUGGCACCCCCCUUUCCCCGCAGAGCCCCGGUUGCCCGGAAGAAGUGCCUUUGUGCAAAACUGUGAUGCCAGGGCCAGCACCUCUGCCCGUGCCAACACCAAGAAGAUUUGCUCCAGCCAAGGGACGGUUAAAGCGAGUCAAGGCUGUGGCUGACUGCAAGGGGGACAAGGCCCGGGAGUUGACUUUCUCCAAGGGGGAAGUAAUUGUAGUAACACGGGAAGAGGAUGAGCAAAACUGGGUUGGAUUCAUUGAAGGUGAUGGCACAAGGACAGGCGUCUUUCCCUCCAACUUUGUCCACCCAUUGCAAGACUGAUGGGACCCGGUGUCUAGUCUUCUCUGAAAAGAUGAGCCAGCAUUACCUGCUCUGUAGAUGGACAGGAUGUGCAGGCUUGCUAAAUCUCUAUAGAGCCUGCUCUUCAUGGGAUGUCAUCUCCUUAUUCAGCUCCAUGAUAAUGUUGCUGGGAAGAAACUACAGAAUCUGGCUUUUGAGGCUCUUUUUAGUAGGCAAAAAGGGGAGGGGCAAUGGAGAAAGGACAUAUAUGUCAAUAUGGCUUGAUGGACUACUUUUCGUUCUUUUAAUUGAAGGGGAUAGUAUGUCACAUUCAUCAUGUAAUCUAGAGGCUCCACUACAAAAUCAUCUCUUUUCUCCAUUUGGUCUCAUUUAGCUUGUUCUGUGCCCACUUUGAGCAGUUGAAGGUUGGGUCCAAGUUCCCCAGCACACCAUUUGAUUUUGUACCAAUCUCCGUUUCCAUAAUGUCAACAGCCAUGAGGGAGCUGACAUAUUUAGAAAGCAGUUUUGGGGGGGGGGGAAAUGCAGGGAAUCAACGCUGAAGAUUGUUUGGGAAAUGAGGGGGGGUAGGGCUUCUGUAAUUCCUGCUCCAAUUGUAUGAGUCACCUUCGUGUUUUGUCCUUGGGGAAUUAAUUCAUCUACUGCGGGACAUAUGUCUCUCUGCGAUAGAAGAUUCUGGAUUUUGCCUCAGUCUGGUUGACAUUGUUAUUAACUCAAACCAAAUGGGUUUCUGCUGAGCAAAGUAAAGCUACCUGGUUUUAUCAGAAUUUGUCCCCCUUCUAGGAUAGCAUUCCCUUUAAACAACUUUGUUUUUAAAAAAAAGCUUGUUGGGUAAAAAUCCCUGCUGUGCAAAAUUGUUUUAAAAAUGGUGGAGGCAAGAACUAGUGUCUGAAAGGGACAAGGGGCCAUUUUAGAAAUCUGCAAAAAAUCUUUGGGUCAGCACUGUCAAGCUUAUUUGUAGUCCUCUGUUUUCAAUAUGUAGAAAGUUUGAAACAUU
Candoia aspera is the source of this 4305-nucleotide messenger RNA. It is a transcript of the gene ASAP3, whose product is annotated as ArfGAP with SH3 domain, ankyrin repeat and PH domain 3. Lineage: Eukaryota; Metazoa; Chordata; Lepidosauria; Squamata; Candoiidae. The record is from RefSeq and is a predicted model, not a curated record. The coding region runs from base 318 to 3332 and encodes 1004 amino acids. Gene Ontology annotation, cellular component: intracellular membrane-bounded organelle; focal adhesion; cytoplasm. Gene Ontology annotation, molecular function: GTPase activator activity; protein binding. Gene Ontology annotation, biological process: regulation of stress fiber assembly; positive regulation of GTPase activity; cell migration. The transcript is spliced from 26 exons.